Toxoplasma gondii ME49 is the source of this 1134-nucleotide messenger RNA. RefSeq lists its product as hypothetical. Lineage: Eukaryota; Apicomplexa; Conoidasida; Eucoccidiorida; Sarcocystidae. The transcript has a single exon. The coding region runs from base 1 to 1134 and encodes 377 amino acids. The record is from RefSeq and is a predicted model, not a curated record.
AUGUUUGUUCGCACCGGCGUGUGCACACUUCUCGCCGCCGCGCUCGUCGGCAUCUGUGUCGCGCAGAGUGAAGACGCCUUAGGGUCGACAUUCCCGAACACGACGGUCGUGACGGAAGUCCAUAGUAGAACUCCUAGAGAACUCGAAAGCAACAAAGGGGGAGACAGACUCGCACACCAGCACUCGGCUUUUGCACAUUCUUUUUCCGGACCCGAAACAUGUCCGUUCCGCCCACCUGUCCUAGAUGUCUUCUCCGACUUCGCUGAGGCAGGUACGACACAAACGAACCGUGGCGUCGGCCACAAUGGAAGAAGACCCCGCGAGGGACGAGUUAUCUCCUCGGGAGCACGCGGGCGAUCUCCUGGCAGUGCUCCCGACUCUCGAACAGUUACAGAAAGAGAAUCAAAGCUUACGGGAGCAAGUCGAGAGUCGGGCGGCGAUGUUCCGAACUCCGGAGCGGUCCCCAUCACAGAGAGUCCGUUUGAUGCAAUUCCGCAUUUCUUAACUCCAGAGCGGUGGGCUCGCAUGACGGACAUUUACGGUUUUGGCCCGCUGAAGCCGCACUGUGAGCUUUGUCGCUUCUCCGAGCACUUUUGCACGAGAGACUGGGACUGCAGAGAGUUCUGUGGAGAAGACUGCAGAGGUCUCGGGAAGAACCUAACGGACGAGUUGAAGUGUCGGUGGUGUGGCGCAGAAGCCGCCCGCUGCGUCGUCUGGAGCGGCUGCCACCAGGGAUGUCCGCAACAGUGUGGACCUGUUUUGGAAAAUCGGAAGAAGUUCUUCGAAACUGGAGUCGACGAAAUGGCCGAGCAGGAGCGGAAACGCAAGCUACGCAGACGCCUGCAGCUGUUUCGGGAGGGACACUUGCGAGGCACGGAGGCGGAGGAACUCGUCAGAAAGCAGCUGCAGUCCAGCAGGCCUGAGGACAAACAGCUGCAAGAGGUCGAGCGGGAAGAGCGAGACGAGAAAGAAGCGGAUCGCCUGCGACAGGCAAGAGAAACUUGCCGCAUGAGAGGCAUCGUUUCCAUUCUCGCGCAAGGCGAGCAGCGGGCAGCCGAAGCAGCAGAACGCGCAGAAGAAAUAGAGCACCUGGACUUGGAAGAAAACUCAGAGGACGAACCACCUUGGGACUGA